This is a messenger RNA of Phycodurus eques (leafy seadragon), 1727 nucleotides long. It is a transcript of the gene ift38, whose product is annotated as clusterin associated protein 1. The transcript is spliced from 14 exons. Gene Ontology annotation, biological process: cilium assembly. NCBI's taxonomy places the organism in Eukaryota, Metazoa, Chordata, Actinopteri, Syngnathiformes, Syngnathidae. The record is from RefSeq and is a predicted model, not a curated record. Gene Ontology annotation, cellular component: cilium; intraciliary transport particle B; centrosome. Bases 280 to 1635 code for a protein of 451 amino acids.
AUUACACACAGUAGGUUGUGCCAUACGCGUCGAAUACGCCUUCAGUUAGGGUCCAUUAGCCUCGCCUGUACAAGGCACAAAUGCUUCAAAAUUCAAGCGGUAAUGUGCAUUAAAAAUAAAAAUGGAUUUAGACACAAAAUCGUCUCAAUUAAAAAAAUCUUUAGCGUGGGUCGAGAGUUAAAGCGGAAACAAAAGUGACGUUGCCACGUUCGAAUUCCAAGCGUUCUCUGCUGAGCAUUUUGUAUCUGACGCAAACAAGCGAGGACAACACGACUCACAAUGUCUUUCAGAGAUCUGAGAAACAACUUUCCAACGACAGAUUUUACAGAAAUGAUGAGAGCUUUGGGCUAUCCUCGCUUGAUUUCCUUGGAGAACUUCAGAACACCCAACUUCAAUCUGGUGGCAGAAAUCAUGAUAUGGCUCGUUAAAAGGUAUGAACCUCAGAUGGAUAUUCCUCCAGAUGUGGACACAGAGUCAGACAGAGUAUUCUUCAUAAAGGCUGUGGCUCAGUUCAUGGCAACUAAAGCACACAUCAAGCUAAACACUAAGCGCCUCUACCAGGCUGAUGGCUACGCUGUGAAAGAGAUGUUAAAGAUCACGUCAGUGUUGUACAGUGCAAUGAAGACCAAGCAGAUGGGUCUGGAGGACAGAGUGGAGGAGGACAGCAGCAAUUUUAAGUUUGACAUUGGAUCACGGAUUUCUGAUCUCAAAGCAGCUCGGCAGCUAGCAUCAGAAGUCACGUCUAAAGGAGCAUCUCUGUAUGAUUUACUGGGCAAGGAGGUGGAACUCAGGGAAAAGAGAACUGCGGCCAUUGCAAGACCUCUGGAAAUUGAUGUGACUGAAAAGGCCCUGAGAGAAGCCAUCAGGGAGGCCAUGGUAACAGUGGAGAAGACCAAAGAAAUGCUGAACAACAUCGUCUCUGAUGAGGCCAGCCUGGAUGCCAAGAUAGAAAGGAAGAAACAGGAACUGGAAAGGAGUCGGAAGAGACUGCAGACAUUGCAAAGUGUGCGACCAGCGUUCAUGGACGAAUAUGAGAAGAUCGAAGACGACUUGCAGAAGCAGUAUGAGAUCUAUGUGGCAAAGUUAAAAAACCUGUGUUUCCUGGAGUCUCAGCUGGAAGAUUACCAUCAGCUGGAGCAAGAGCGUUUUGAGGAAGCUGAAAACACUCUGAGGAUGAUGCAGCAAAAUCUGAAGGAGGACGAUAGAGCUCUAAUGAGGAGCUCAUUGAAAGAUGUGGACUCUGAUACCGACGUUCUUGAGGAUGAAGGUGAUCUGGACAGUGACUUGGAAGAGUCUCGGCCCUCCAAUCCAAGGCCCAUGAGAAAUGGCUUGAUGGCUGCUAAACAGACAAACGAUUUGUUCAGAAGAGGAACAAGAUUUAUUGGGAACAUGCAGGGUGGUGACAGUGAUGAGCCCACAUUAGCCAUUCCCCGGAGGCCAAAACAACUGGAAGGACAGUCGGAGGACAGUGAAAUCGAGGCGGACGACGACGACGAUGAUGAUGAAGAGGAAGAAGGCGAGGACGAGAGCAAAGAAUUAGAUGACAGUUUGGAGGACCAUGUGUCCAGGGCAACGCACAUCUCCAAGGGACGCACAAGGCCCCCUCUUUUUGAUGAGAGCGACAACGACUUCUGAAUACCAGAAUUGAUCGUGGGAGCACAGAGCAUCAAUGUACAAUAGCCCUUGUCAUUUGUUCAUUUUCUUAAUAAAAUAUAAAUAGUUUGGUC